Molecule: messenger RNA, 1521 nt
Organism: Ramularia collo-cygni
Lineage: Eukaryota; Fungi; Ascomycota; Dothideomycetes; Mycosphaerellales; Mycosphaerellaceae
Product: related to transcriptional adapter 2
Exons: 1
Coding region: 1-1521 (506 amino acids)
Biological process (GO): regulation of transcription by RNA polymerase II; chromatin remodeling
Cellular component (GO): SAGA-type complex; nucleus
Molecular function (GO): chromatin binding; protein binding; transcription coactivator activity
Source: RefSeq, a predicted model, not a curated record
AUGGGUCUCAUCACCAAAACCAAGUCUGCGCCGCGCGCCGAGUCUGGCUCAUCCGGCKGCGGYGUCAAGUAUAUAUGUAAUGUAUGCAGCAACGACAUCACCGCGACCGUGCGCAUCCGAUGCGCGAGUAAAAGUUGCCCAGACUACGAUCUCUGCGUGCCUUGCUUCUCGAGAGGCGCGGCCAACCUUCAUCACGACCCACGAUCACAUCCCUACCAGGUCAUCGAGCCACACAGUAUACCCAUAUUCGACGAGGGUUGGGGUGCAGAUGAGGAACUGUUAUUGCUGGAGGGUGCGGAGCAGUAUGGGUUGGGGAGUUUUGCGGACAUUGCAGACCACAUAGGAGGUUAUCGUGAGAAGGAUGAGGUACGAGAUCACUACGUGGAGACAUAUAUCAACUCUUCCAAUUUCCCUCUCCCAGAGCGGGCGGACCCGCGGGACACAAGAUUGAGUGAUGAGGUGCCGAGGGAGGAGUUCCAACAACGGAAGAAGCGGAGGAUCGAAGAGCGGAAGCAAGCCAUUGCGGACAAUCAAGGGAAGCCCACGGAACCUGCCAAGCCAACAUCAUCAGUACCCAGUUGUCACGAGGUUGCUGGGUUCAUGCCAGGUCGCUUGGAGUUCGAGAAUGAGUACUUUAAUGAAGCCGAAGAAGCAGUCCAGCACAUGCAGUUCUCCCCAGAAGAAGGUGUCAACCCUACCACAGGCGCCUACGAUGCAGAGACCGAGCUUAAGAUGGWCGUGAUGAAGAUCUACAACGAUCGCCUGACCCAGCRAACAGAUCGCAAACGGGUCAUCUUCAACCACAAAUUACUGGAUUAUCGGAAAAACACUGCAAUCGACAAGAAGCGUACCAAGGAGCAGCGGGACCUGCAUCACAAGCUCAAGCCGUUUGCAAGAAUAAUGUCUCACCCAGAUUGGGUUGCAUGGUCGGAGGAUCUGGAAAAGGAACAAAGUCUCAGACAGGCCAUCACUCAACUACAAGAGUGGCGACGAAUGCGCAUCUCCACUCUCGCACACGGUGAAAAGUACGAAGCUGAAAAGGCUGCUCGCAUGGCACGCACUGUCACGCAAGCCGGACAGUUCGAUCGCCUAAGCAACGGCGUCCGACCAAAACCUCAAGCAAAUACAGCACCUGAGGUAUCCGAUACUGUUGUCAAGUUCACCACCAAAUCUGAUCUGCCAGUCCGCCUCCAUCCCGAAGUCCCUGCCAGCAUUGUCUCUCCUGUACGACCUCCCCUGCAACCAAUUCCUAAUCUUGCUCCAGCACCAUGGGAUGAAUCCAAUGCAUCUGACCUCCAACUGCUGGAUCCUGCGGAGACGGAACUGUGCAAGCUGCUGAGACUCCAUCCCAAAACAUACUUAUGCAUCAAAGAUGCCGUCUUCAAGGAAGCGAUACGCUGCGAGGGGAAACUUAAGAAGAAGAACGUUAGAGAGAUCAGCAAAAUCGACACGACUAAGGGUGGCAGAUUAUUUGAGUUCUUCGUUGAGAUGGGAUGGUUGGGGAAUGCGGCCAAGUCAUGA